Molecule: messenger RNA, 1812 nt
Organism: Striga hermonthica
Lineage: Eukaryota; Viridiplantae; Streptophyta; Magnoliopsida; Lamiales; Orobanchaceae
Source: the annotation of a GenBank genome assembly
AUGGAACCGCCGGAAUCCACCUACGCCGCAGAACGGGUGAUUCUCCGCUGGGACUCAUCCGCCUCGGAGGACGCGCGCGACAGGAUGAUCUUCGCCGGCGACCGUGUCGAGAUCGACCGCUACCUCGACGCCGUCGACGAGCUUCAGAAAUCUAUGUCCGCCGCCACGCUGUCUGAUUCCCCAUCCGCCGCCUCGCCUACGCUCCAGAUCGCGAUGGCUCGGCUGGAGGACGAGUUCCGAAACAUCCUCCUCUCGCACACCUCCCCAAUCGAGGCGGAGCUGCUGAUCGAGCCGUCUCACUCCGAGCUCAGCUCCCCGAAACUCGAUUCCGGAGAGGAGAUCGGCGAGCGCAGCUUCGACAAGCAGUUAGAGCACCAGGAGAGCAACAACAGCACCACCAGCAGCUGUUACAAGUCCACCACCAGCAUACGCGAGGUGGAUCUCAUCUCCUGCGACGCGGUCUAUGACCUACGCUGCAUCGCCGAGCGGAUGAUCGCCGCCGGCUACCUCCGCGAGUGCAUUCAGGUGUACGCGAGCGUGCGGAAGUCCGCUGUGGACGCGAGCCUCAGGAAGCUGAGCGUCGAGAAACUGAGCAUCGGCGACAUUCAGAGGCUGGACUGGGAGACUCUCGAGAUCAAGAUCCGGCGGUGGAUACGCGCGGCCAAGUUGUGUGUCCGCGUGCUGUUCGCCAGCGAGAGGAGGCUCUGCGAGCAGAUAUUCGAGGGUUUAGGCAGCUCCGCCGACGAUGCGUGUUUCAUGGAAACCAUUAAAGGUCCUGCUAUUCAGCUGUUUAAUUUUGCGGAGGCCAUCAGUAUCAGCAGGCGUUCGCCGGAAAAAUUGUUUAAGAUACUGGAUUUACACGAUGCUCUGUCUGAUUUGUUGCCUGACAUCGAGGCAGUCUUUGAUUCCAAAUCGAGCGAGUCGAUUAGAGUACAGUCGGUGGAGAUACUGUCUAGAUUAGCCGAGGCCGUACGAGGUAUAUUAUCAGAAUUUGAGAAUGCCGUACUUCGCGAGCCUUCAAAGGUUCCUGUUCCGGGAGGAACAAUUCAUCCCUUGACCAGAUAUGUGAUGAAUUACAUUAGUCUGAUCUCGGAUUAUAAGCAGACCCUGAAUGAACUGAUUGUGUCCAAACCCUCGGCUGGUCAAAGAUAUUCGAGCGAUUCCAACUUACCGGAUAUGGACUUUUCUGAAUUUGAAGGUCAGACAUCGACACUGGCCCUUCAUUUGAUUUGGAUUAUUAUGAUUUUGCAGUUCAAUUUGGACGGCAAGUCUAAACACUACAAAGAUGCUUCCUUGGCUCAUUUGUUUAUGAUGAAUAACGUCCAUUAUAUAGUUCAGAAGAUUAAAGGGUCACCUGAGCUGAGGGAGAUGAUCGGAGAUGAUUAUUUGAAAAAAUUAACUGGGAAAUUCCGGGUUUCUGCCACCAACUACCAGCGGGCGACCUGGGUGAGGGUAUUGUACUGCUUGAGGGACGAGGGUCUGCACGUGAAGGGAAGCUUUUCCUCUGGUGUGUCCAAAAGUGCUUUAAGAGAGAGGUUCAAGGCUUUCAAUGCCAUGUUUGAGGAGGUACACAGAACACAGGCGACGUGGCUGAUACCUGAUACUCAGCUUCGUGAGGAGCUGAGGAUUUCCAUAUCGGAGCUUAUCAUCCCAGCCUAUAGAUCGUUUCUAGGGAGGUUCAGAAGUCAUAUUGAGAGUGGGAGGCACCCCGAGAAUUACAUCAAGUACUCGGUGGAGGACCUCGAGAAUGCAGUCUUGGAUUUCUUUGAAGGGUACCCGGUUUCUCAGCAUUCGAGGAGGAGGUCCGAGUGA